Molecule: messenger RNA, 1044 nt
Organism: Aureobasidium pullulans EXF-150
Lineage: Eukaryota; Fungi; Ascomycota; Dothideomycetes; Dothideales; Saccotheciaceae
Exons: 3
Coding region: 1-1044 (347 amino acids)
Biological process (GO): Golgi organization
Cellular component (GO): Golgi apparatus
Molecular function (GO): protein binding
Source: RefSeq, a predicted model, not a curated record
AUGGCAAAUAUGUUUGGAGCUCUUAACAGAUUUAUCUCGCGCCUGGACUCAGAUCCACAAGCCCAGAAGCAGGGUGGAGCAUCCGACACGUACGGCUUCCAGGUGCUUCGCAACAACAACCCAGAGCUACCCCUGGAGCCAUGGUUCGACUCGAUCAUUGGUAUCAACGGCCGCACCAUUGAUAAUCCCGAGCCCAGUCUGUUCGUUCAGGAGUUGCGCAAUUGCGCCGGCACCAACAUCAGUCUCGGAGUGUACAGUGCCAAGGGACAGCAGAUCCGCGAGGUCUUCAUCUCUAUCCCAGCAGACGGAUCGCCGCUCGGUCUCGCUCUGCAAUGGUCGCCGCUCACGACUACUGAAGCUGUAUGGCACAUCCUUGAUGUCAUUCCCAACUCGCCCGCCGACGUCGCUGGACUUCUCCCCUACAGCGAUUAUGUUAUUGGAAGCCCGGAAGGCUUGAUGAGGGGUGACAGCGGGCUUAGCGAGCUGAUUGAAGACUUCCUCAACCGCCCACUCCGACUGUACGUCUACAACAACGAAUACGACGUGACGCGCAUGAUCACAAUCACCCCUUCGCGUGGUUGGGGUGGUGAUGGCGCCCUGGGCUGCGUUCUGGGAUAUGGAGCUCUCCAUCGUGUGCCUGCUCCCUUGAACGAACCAGCACAAGCGCCCGGCGAGACCCUCUUCGAAACAGCCCGCUUCAGCAACGAAGAGCCUCGUUCUGCUUCCACCCCAUCCGGCGACUUCCUGGUACCUGCAAACUUGAACCUCAGCGCCACUACCCCACCUGCAAGUACUGGAGUGACGGGAGAGAAGAGGGGCUCUAGAAAACAACGGGUCCACCAUGCCAUAUCCCCUACUGCUGGUCUCGACGACUAUUUUGCCGAGGGAGAGCAAAAGAGCCGUGAGUUGGACAACGCGCCUACUCCCAAGCCAACUCAGGGUCUACCGCCUCCACCAAAGGCAGGUGGCCCACCAAGAUCCACAAAAUCGCCUGCUGUUGAUGCAGCUUCUGAGGAGCUCGAAGCAGAAGUAGGAGACGCUUGA